This is a messenger RNA of Brassica napus (rape), 2993 nucleotides long. RefSeq lists its product as uncharacterized. The transcript has a single exon. The record is from RefSeq and is a predicted model, not a curated record. Bases 1712 to 2062 code for a protein of 116 amino acids. Lineage: Eukaryota; Viridiplantae; Streptophyta; Magnoliopsida; Brassicales; Brassicaceae.
GAUUCGAACCCCAAACCUGGAUGUAGAAGCCUUUAAACCUUAACCAAUAGGCUACGGUGCUUCCACAGUAAUUUGCUUUUUAUAAAGACAAUUGGAUUAGUAAACUUUCGUGGCAAAAUUAUCCUUUAGCAUUUUCCAGAUUUAUACCAAUCUUUUAUAUAUGAUUAAAAGUAGUACUAUUACUUAAAUUUGAUUAUUUCCUAACCUAGAUAAGUAUUUUAAUAUAUGAUCAAAAUUUUAAAUAUUUUAUAAAAUUGACUUUUCCUUCAUAUUUUAUAAAAUUGACUUCACUGAAUUUUAUAAAUACAUAUUUAACCUGACUAGUUGUCAAUGACGGCAUUGUAUGUCACUUAAAUUAAUGAUUACUCAUAUACAUAUAUUUAUAAGAAAAUAUAUGUUGGAUAUUGCCAAGUCUAAAGAUUGGCUGGACUAACCUUAAUUAACCGACCAAGAAACCAUUAUCUUCUUAUUUUUGUCCUUUUUGGAAGUCAUAACUUGUCCCUAGACAUUUUGGAUUGUAAUUAAGGUUUUGUUUUUCUGUUUAGAAUUAACAACAAAACUUAUAAUUCAAUGCGGAGGUAAAAUGCUUAAUUAAGUAAUUAUUCUUUUGUUGUGGCUGUUCUGCGCAUUAAAAUAUAUUUUGUUGGGUGGGUGUAAUGUUUUUUUUCUGUAAGGGUGUAAUGUGUUAUAUAAAAUAGUGUGGAUGAAUUAUUGGACUUUUUCUCAUUUCUUUGGUUUUAUCUAUUUUCAAAUUAUCAGAUUAUCAAAUUUUACCAAUCAUGAUUUAUUUUUAGUUUAAAAGUUUAAAAGUCUACAUCAAAACGCUACUAAUUUUUGCCAAACAUGAUUCAGAUUUCUAAAGCUAGACCAAAAAAUAAAAGAAAUUUGUCUCUUAUGUAAUUUAGGUAAAAAUUCUACAUCUUUAUUAUUUAGGCUGUUGAGCAACUGUGAAAUGAAAAAUAAUGUAUAGUAUCAAAUAAAUUAGAUACUUAUAGGCAAAAUUUAUUACUAUUUAGAUAUUAACUUUUACUAUAAUUUUAAAAAUUUAUACUUAGUUUUAUUUGCUUUUUAAUAAUUUUAUAAUAUUUUAAAUUUUUAAAUAAUAUAAAUGUAGUUUAUAUAUUACAUUAAAAUAAUGAUAAUUUUUGAUAAUUUAUAUUUUCUUAUUAAUAAGCAUUUUAAUUGAUAUAUAUAUUACAUAUCUCAUAUUUUUUAUUUUAAAAAAUAUCUACUUCCAAUAAAUUUACAACUACAACAAAUCACCUACAUCAUAAAUUUUACAGAUAAAUUUCUAAAGAUACAGUCCAACCAGGAAUCCUAUAUGAACAUGUUUCACAUUACUCAUGGCAGCAUUGUAGUUUUCUAUUUUUUUUAAAUAUGAAACUAGUAUUCAUUCUAGUUUCAAUCUUCAAGUAGUCUUCUUCAACUUCUACAGAGAAUCACGAGAAUGUUGUUUUUGUUGUUGUUCAUAUUGUUUCGGUCAAAGUAUUUGACAUUUUAGAAAUUCAAAUUCAAUCCAAUUCAACGGUUUGAUUUGUAAACAGGUCUUCUCGUGAUCUUUUGGUAUUAGUUUCAGGGGAGAAACCUCACGUCCGAACAUGCCUCUAUAUAUAUAACGUCGUUUAGCCACACGUACUCAUCAACACAAGAAGAACUCAAAAGAUUCCAAAGCACACUGUAUUCUUACAAUCAUUCUCUGCUAACUUAGUUAAUGAUGGUUUCGAUGGAGGCUUUAGCGAUGGCAGGAGAUGAUUAUCAAGAAUGGGGACUUAGUAUUGAUGAAUAUGAGUAUCAAGAAUCCGUCGUUCCAUCUCAUUUGCUUGCAGAAGAAGACUGUUCUGAAGAAGAUUCCGAAGAAGAAGAUCAUGUAAAUGACGAUAAUAGAGAUUUUGAUGGCGUAGAGGCUAAACACCAUGUUACUUGUGACGUUAGAGAUUCUUCUGUUGGAAAACUGAUUGAACAAUCUAUCUCACAUAUCAUCGUUCACCUCAAACACAUUAAGUUAUUAACACAUCUUCUUGAGAACUUUUUGUUUAUCCAUGUUCUUGAUUUUCUUUUGUAAUUGCGUUCUAUUGGGAAUUUAUUUUUGUGUGCUUAAUAAAGAGUGAAUUGACUGUAUAAUGUUAGUAAAUAUAUAUUCAAUUUUGAGCAAUUGAAUAGAUUGAAAUAAAGGUAAAAGGUUAAUUUUUUAAUUCGGUUUAUGUGGUUAUAUUUUUCUUCGAUAAAUCAUAAAACUAGUGGUGAGACGAUAACCUAACCAAAAUUUCACCAACUCACAAUCGAACGAAUAACUCAUAUACGAUAGUGAAAACAAACUAAAUAAACUGAAGUUCACUAAACUUAAAGGAAGGCAUUGUCGGUCUAACAAGAAUAGCAGAACUAGAUUAUCAAAAAGAAAAAGAAUAGCAGAACUAAUUAAUAUCCGUCUUGACCUUAUAUCGAUUAUUUGGCCCUUGUUAAUAAUCUAACUAAAAAGUAUAUGUGUGUAAUAUUUUGCUAUAAAACUGUAAUUGUUUCAGAAUCUCAUAAAUCUUUUUACUGAUUUUAGCAUUAAUCUUUUCACAAAAUGAUUCAUCUAGUAUAUACAUAACUAUUUUCACAAAGUAAAUAAAUACCGAAAACAAAACUAACAGUUUUAAUAUAAUAAAACUUCCUUGAACGUAAGUACUUUUUAGUGGAUGUACUGUGUGCGGACGGACCCUAACUUCCGAAGCAUUGACGUCUCAUUCUUUUGAUAAGAGCACACCAGAAGAAAAGUCUCGUUUUCACGUUCCAUCUUUCAAAAUUCAAACAAAAGUACAAGAAAACCGUGGUGUAUGAUCAUAUAUAAAGUUCACGAGAAUCACGACUCUGAUGUUAAUUAUUACGACACACCAUCAGGCCUGCACACCAUGCAUGGCGUACGUAUUAAUACGUAAUAUCUUACGCCAUCACGCGUUUGAAUUGCGCCAUGCAUAUUUCAAAAUCUGGUGUUUAAUUAAUACAACGAGUAC